AACCUAAUCCUCUACCUCUUGAGAGACGUUGGCGCAGUUCCAUCGACGGUGGGUGCUUGAGCAGCUCCGGCGAGGCGUGACUUGAAGCCGUUGUGCGGGGAGGGCGAGGGCGUGCCGGCGUCGGUCGCCGAGCGAGCGCCACGCGGAGCGCCACUGUCCGCGACGAGCCGCCGGAGAGGACGAGCGUGGACACUCGGCACGCAGCAGCACGAGCGCCGCCGGCAGCCGUCCGGUGUCGGCCCGCCCGUGAUGAACCUCCACCUCCACCUCCAGCACAUCACUCUUCGGUAAUCUCACGUUAUUCUUCUUUGACGCGCAGGAUUGGGUAUCCAAGGCACAGUUUUUUUACUCAAGAUAACUGGGUAUUCAUCUGACUCGAUGCCCCAAGUGAAGGUUGCCCCUGCGCUGGUGAACGGACUGCUCCCCGCACCUUCAUUGUUGAAGCUCAGAGCCCGUAGACUCUACAGUCACGGCCAUUUGCACUCAACAUCUCGUGUUUCUUGCUCAUCAGAGUUCUCGGAUAGAGGUUCUGCCAAGGAGUUGGAAGCAUCUGAGAACAGUGACGAGACAUAUGCCGAGAAUGCUGCUGACAGGGAUGAAGAAGGAGAGUGUUUAGGAUGGAGCAAAGAAGAAAUCGAUGCCAUUUCUGCACUCUUCGACCGGCCAAUGCGUCAGAGGCCCCUGAAGCCACCAAACCCCGCAAGGCAGCGGGCUCUCCCAUUGCCACUACCGCACAAGACGAGGCUGCCUGUCGGUCCCGCGCCCAAGCAGCAUGUCCGGCUUGCUGCAAGAGCCGCGCUCUCAUCUCGUGCUUCCUUCAGUGAUCAGGUGCGCAAGAACCCGGAAUUCCUACUUGGGAUUGCUCGGGAGAUUGCUGGGCUUCCUCCAGAGCAUGGUGUCUCCACGGUGCUCAACCGGUGGGCGAGGUUUCUCCGUAAAGGUUCCUUGUCACUUACCAUCCGGGAGCUGGGGCACAUGGGACUCCCUGAGCGCGCACUGCAAACAUUGUGCUGGGCUCAGAGGCAGAAAGCUGUUCCAUUGUUCCCUGACGACCGGGUUCUUGCUUCUACCAUCGAAGUUUUGGCUCGCUUUGGCCAGCUUAAAGUGGAGUCUGCAUUGGAGCAAUGCGUCCCCACGGCGAGCCGUGCCGUUCUUGAAGCCAUGGUGAGUGGGUUCAUGAGGGCAGGGAAGGUAGGCCUUGCGCGCAAACUCCUGGAACUUGCAAGAAUCCAUAACAGGACACUGCACCCCAGCAUCUAUGUGAAGCUGAUGCUGGAAGCCACCCGGACACCUGAAGGCUAUGGGCUUGCCUCGGCAUUGGUUGAUGAGCUUGGUGAGAGGUCGGACUUGGAGCUUCGCCCGCAGGACUGCACGGCUGUCAUGAAAGUCUGCGUAAAGCUUCGACGGUAUGCAGCCGUGGAGAGCCUGCUCAGCUGGUUCAGGGAAUCCGGUGGGAGUCCCACCUUGGUUAUGUACACAACGGUGAUCCACAGCCGCUGCCGCGACGGAAUGCACCGCGAGGCGCUGUCCCUGGUGUGGGAAAUGGAGCAGGCCGGUUGUCUGCUUGACCUGCCAGCCUACCGGGUCAUUAUCAAGCUGUGUGUGGCGUUGCGCGACCCAGAGAGAGCCCUCCGGUAUUUAUCAAGGAUGAAGGAGGCAGGGUUUGUUCCGACGGGCGACAUGUACAAUGAUCUGAUUGAAGGUUAUGCAGCGGAGGGGAGGCUGGCCAAGUGCCGGCAGCUGAUCAGGGAGGCCGAGUCAGUCGGUUUGAAACUGGACAGGAGGCUGCUCGCACGCUUGUCUGAAACUGGAGAUGCCCAUUCUUGUUGACUCUCUGAGUGUUGUUGACAUGUCACAGAGAGAGUAGAAUAGGAACAAGAAUACCCACACUGCAGUGCAAUACCCACACUUCAUCUAUAAUCUUUGUAGUACAAGAAAGGAGUCGAGCAAUUAUGUUCCUGUGUUGUUUAGUCCCUCGUGUAUUUUUCACUGGUCAAUGUUCAUUGACAAAAUAUAAUUGGUGAUUGCACUGCAGUGCAGUGGGUUAAAUCUGAAUCUGUGGAUGCACGUACAUGAACAGAUAUUUGACUCUUAGUGGUAAAUUUGUGGCUUCAAGAUUACUUA
This is a messenger RNA of Panicum hallii, 2124 nucleotides long. RefSeq names its product pentatricopeptide repeat-containing protein At2g01860. The record is from RefSeq and is a predicted model, not a curated record. The transcript is spliced from 2 exons. Gene Ontology annotation, molecular function: protein binding. The coding region runs from base 379 to 1830 and encodes 483 amino acids. Lineage: Eukaryota; Viridiplantae; Streptophyta; Magnoliopsida; Poales; Poaceae.